This is a messenger RNA of Protopolystoma xenopodis, 258 nucleotides long. The record is from the annotation of a GenBank genome assembly. NCBI's taxonomy places the organism in Eukaryota, Metazoa, Platyhelminthes, Monogenea, Polystomatidea, Polystomatidae.
AUGAGGUCCAAACGGAAACUUGAUCCGAGUCAGGACGGGAAGGGCCGUUUGGAAUGCAUGGCGCAGGGAAAUCCGAUACAGGAAGUAGGUAUUCUCCUCAAUCUACUGUGGGCAGCAUUUCUCUCAGUCUACUAUCAUCCUCCUAAGCAGGUGUACACAAAGGCGACAGUCAUGACGCCGCAGCAGGAACUCCUUAUUGCGAGGUUAAGGAUACAACUGACUUUGGAAUCCUAUCAAGAGCAUCGUCGAUUCUUGUAA